CGCAAUUUGUAGUCAAAGCGUGUAAAAUAUUUGACUAAAUACCAUUCAAAAUGGGAACUUUUUUGUGAGACGGAUGGAGUAAUUCUUAACCUACCUUUUCAGUAUUAAUUUACGUACCAGAUCCUACUUUUAUUCAUCACAUCCAAAGACAUUUUUGGAAAGUCAAUACCAAAAUACACAUUCUCGUAAAUAUAUAAAUAGGCUUUAAUCACUCUUAAUAUACUUCACACACAUCCAUCAUUUGCAAAAGACAAAUUCCCCAAAUGGCUAUUAUUCCCAAGUCUCCUCCCAUAUUCUCCAUCUUCCUAUUCCUCGCAUUCUCCCUUUCCGGCAUCCAAACGAGUCACGCCAUUCGCGUGCUCCAACAACUCCCCGACGUCCCCCCCAUACUCUCCGCCGUUCUUCCGACAUCUCCGGUCAUAUCGGGAGAAACUCUGACGACCCCGCUUCUUCCGCUGCCGCCGCCGCUGCCGGACGCCGCCACUUUGUUCGGAGAACCGCUGCUUCCGCCGCCGGCCUCGUCGCUGAACUUGCCUUUCGUUCAACCUUCUACUAAUGCUCUCCCUUCACUCCCAACAUUUCCUACCCUUUUACCACCUCCAAUGAACUAAACUAAUUGAUUAAUUAAACUUCUCUUGAUGAGUUUGUUUGAUUAAUACGGAGUAAUAUUUUCUCUGUCACUAAAAAUCCGUUUAAAAAAACACUUCUAUGUACUUUUGUUGCGUUUGGAGUCGUUAAAUGUUGUGGUACUACCAAUAAUAUGUGUGGUUCAUAGUUCAUUCUAUAUAUGUUAGGUUGUGAAUGAAACUAUAUAUGUUGU
Molecule: messenger RNA, 820 nt
Organism: Cuscuta campestris
Lineage: Eukaryota; Viridiplantae; Streptophyta; Magnoliopsida; Solanales; Convolvulaceae
Source: the annotation of a GenBank genome assembly